This is a messenger RNA of Myodes glareolus (Bank vole), 2126 nucleotides long. RefSeq lists its product as uncharacterized. The record is from RefSeq and is a predicted model, not a curated record. Lineage: Eukaryota; Metazoa; Chordata; Mammalia; Rodentia; Cricetidae.
UGAAGGAUGAAAACCAGAGUCUAAGGCGAGCCAGCUACGAAGUUAGGAGUACUGGACACAUGAGAAGAGAAACAAUAGGCAGACAAACAGCUGGCCCUGACCUUUGUAGGACAGGACCUGGAAAGGACAAAGCCAUGAUCCCAAGGGCAGAGCUUCAACAACUCAGAAACCAAGCCUCCAAAGACCCAGGGACCGAGUUGCUGUACAGCCAGCUGUUAGUGCUUAUUUGAUGGUGGAGGAAAUGAAAAGACUUCCGGUUGCCCCAGCUGGAACUAAGGUACCAUGGCACUCCCAGUCUAGUUUGGCAGGGCUGAGUGAACCCCAGACUAGGUGGGUUGACCUAACUCAUGUUUAUUACCAAAUGGCCAAACGUCCUCUUUCGUUUCGAAGCUUUGGUCCCUUAUCAGCAGGCACCAAUCCACUUCAGAGGGGCCAUAGCGAGUGCUCCUAUUCAAGGAGCAUGAUGGCUGAGGACCGCAGAAGUUUCUUUCCACUGCCCCCGUAUGUAACUGGCAUCGGCAGGUAUCCCCAGCCGCAGAUGGUAAUGGAGUUCCACAAGGCUGAAGUGGGGCCAACUCGGAAGUUGUGUAAGAAUAUGAAGGAAACCCAGGUACCCCAGGAACAGUUGGAGGACACCAAGCAGCCUCAGGAGUCAAAGGUGUUGGUUCAGGCUGAAAAAUCCUUUCUAGAAAGCUUAAUCAAAAACUAUAACCAACAUAAGAAGAAUCAAGAGAGGCCGAGAAAGGGUUGUGUCCAGGAAUAUGGUGAAAAAAGGAAGCUCAUGGCCUUGGGACACAUGAAGCAAACCACAGACCUUCAAUCCCAGGACAAGAAGAACCAGACUGACCUCCAGCAGCCACUGCAGUCAGUGACUAGACAAAGGGCAUCACCAGGGAAAAGCCCAAGUGAGCAAGAGGUAGAAGAGAUACAUCCAAAGUCAGCUCAGGAGAAGACCCAGGCCUCGAACGCGUCAGCCAAAGAGAGUGAGUCUAAGAUCUACCCUUCCAUCAACAGAGAGAACCAGCAGCUAUGGAGGAAAUUAGAGCAACUUGCUCGAGAUUAUUACAGAGUGGAAGAGACAAGGAGACAACUACUGAAACAAAAGCAAGAACUGAGGUACCAACGAUGGGACUCUGUGAUCCGCGGGACAUCAAUAACGCUGGCGGAGCGGGAGCAGAAGCAACGAAGCCCCCGAGAACCCGAUGUGCUCAAGACCCCAGGGAGUAGUUCCCUAUACUCCACGAUAAGGAUCAAUCUGAAUUAAUCCCCACAAUACCAGAUGCAGUAAGAGUAACCGAGGAAAUCGUUUUAGACUUGAGCAAGCAAGACGUGGUACAGCUGCCUCCUGGGACUUAUGCAGCAGCCAAGCCUGGGCUGGAAAACCUGGACUCUAGCAAGGAGAGCCCAUACGAUUGCCCACAUUGCUGAAAAAGGUUCAGUUUUUUUUUUUUUUUGCUUCCAUCUCAAGGGAGUAGAGCAUGGACUCUUUGGGGUUGCUGGCCAGUAAAAGGGUGAAGAAGAGCAGGGGCAGUUGAUGUUCAAUACGAAGUGAAGCAGACAACUGUUACAAGAAUGCAUAGAGAUGUAGGACUCAGGGUCUCAGGACUCCUGAGUGUGUUUAUGCAGCCUGCUGAGGCCACACUCUGGUCGGGUUCAGAAACGAAAGACUGCCAAUGAUCCCCGGAACAGAGUCUCAGACGCAAGCAGUCUCAGUAUUAUGACACUUUCCGUAAGCUGCGCAAAGGGAUUCUGAGUCACUGGGAAGAGGCCAGGGCCUGGUGGGCUGCCCUAGGCUGGAGGAAGUCUGAAGGAGGAGACUUUGGGUCCUGUGGGUGUUGAAAUGUUCAUGAGAGAUCACUGGGGGUAGAGAUGCUACAAGACAAAUGCCACAGCUGGUGGCACACACAUAAAGGAGACACACUGCCUCAGUCCCCUGAGUCACCAGUGAGUCAGCGUCUGCGAGCAGGAUGCACAGCCUUGGACUGUAUUUUGGAAAAGGGCAGUGUGAUAAACUUCCAGACGUUCUCUGUGUUCUCUUCUGCCGUCAGUAACCGGAAGAACAACCUACAGCAAUAACAAUUACCCAGACACCAAACUUUCAUAUUAAUUAAAAGUUUUGUAAUAUA